Molecule: messenger RNA, 2990 nt
Organism: Tachysurus fulvidraco (yellow catfish)
Lineage: Eukaryota; Metazoa; Chordata; Actinopteri; Siluriformes; Bagridae
Gene: ccdc62
Product: coiled-coil domain containing 62
Exons: 13
Coding region: 779-2221 (480 amino acids)
Source: RefSeq, a predicted model, not a curated record
AUGUAAAUAUCCGAGACAUAUUAUUGUUAUUGAUGAUUAAGCUUUGUUAAAAAGGCAAUAUGGAGUAUUACCACGAGUUAUUCUCGUCAAAACAACAAAAUUUCAAAACUCUUAAAAAUGCCGUUGGUUCAAACAGCAAACUAACUUUUUAAUGAUUGCAACUGAGACAAAUAUUUAUGUCAUUUUUCCUGUUCCAGUCUAAUUUUUUAACUUAUGAGCUAGUUUCCUACCGAUAUUUAAACUGUAACAGUUUAAAUAUUUAAACCUUUUAUUCAAAUAUUUAAACCGUUAAUUUAAACUGUAACGGUUUGAAUAUUUAAACCGUUUAUUUAAACUGUAACGGUUUGAAAAUUAUUCGUUAUCAUUAGUAGGCUGCUACAGGCUGCAUUAGUAAGCUGCUACAGGUCUAAAUUGGAUUAUUAACAUUUUCUUAACAGAACAUUAAAUCAGUCUUAGAUUGCUCUUAAAUAUUUGAUCUACUAUCGAAUGGCAAAUUUGCGCAGAACCUUUUUGUGACUGUGACCAUGAUGUAAAUGUCAAACUGCUAAUGAAAAUAAUGACAGAAAGCUGAUCAUGUGCAAGUCCACAAUUCCAGCUUGUGAAGCCAAAAUGGAUGAAGAUGGAGGGAAAGACCAUUUUAAGUCCAAAAGAUUUGGGAACAGUUUGAUGUCUAAAAAUGGUUUUCUGUUUGAUCCCUGGCACAGCACUCCUGUAAAAAAGGUACGCAGGUCUUCUGAAGGUUCAGUAAAUCUAUCCUGAGCACACAGAUGAAGGCAGCAUGGCAAGACAGACUGCAAAGAGCAUCUCUAGUAACUCUGCCAAUCAGCAGUCAUUGCUCUCAGCUAUACAGGGGUCUCAGACUCAAGUAAACGAUCUGGACAUCACAACCAUCCAUAAGCAGCGCAUGGAGCUGCAGCUCCUCAUAGCAGAGCUGAAGGAUCGUGAGCAGGAGCUCAAUAGCAUGGCUAGCGCUCAUCACAGACAGCUGCAGGCCUGGGAGCAGGACCGUCAGAGAGUGCUGACGCUGGAGCAGAGGAGUGCACGCCUUGAAGAUGAGCUGCAGAAACGCAACGAGGUGAUCCGAGCCAUUAGUAAGCGUUUAAAGACGGCGGAGGUACGAGAGCAGGACAGCCGCAGGGAGCUCAGCAGCAUGCAGCAGCAGAUGCAGGAGCUCCGUCAGAGACAACAGCAUAGCAGCCAACAACACCAAGACCUGGAAGAGAAGAAUCAGAGUCUGAACUCGAGCAUCCUGACGCUCUCAUCCCAGCUUGGCCAGCUUCAGGUUCAUGAGGAAGAGCUUAGUUCUAUGCUCAAACUGAAGGACAAAGAUAUGACGGAAGCCACAAAUCACAUAUUAGGCCUAACCGAGCGACUACGGGAAUCAGAGUCAUCACUAAAAGAGUGCCAGGUUCGUGAGAGCAAAACGUUACAAGAAACGGAGGAGUACAGACGCCGCCUCAGAGAGGCCAGACAUCAAAACGCUCAACUAAAAGAUGAGCUUCAAGAGAAAACUCUAGAGAACAACAGUCAGAGAGAGGAGCUCAUUCGGCUUAGACAAGAGAACCAGCUGCUCCGGAAAGAACUGUCUCUCGCAGAUGAAAGUGAAUGCUGGAAGGAAGAGUUACUCGCACUUGCACGUUCCAAACAAGAGCGCACGGAGUCUGAGCUUCUAUGCCUGCGACAGGUGUGUGAGCACCAGCAGAAUGACCUACAGCUCUUGAAGCUCAACCUAGAGACCACUAGAGAGGCACUAAUGAAGUAUGAAAGUCAAAGGUCACUUGUGAGUCCAGGGGAUGUGACUGGUGUGUACGUGGACUGUUCAACACCCACACCACGGAGGAGCACGACGAGUCCUGGACUUGUACCGGAGGCAGUACUCAGCAAACAGGAGGCAUUCACCUCAUCCACAUGUCGCUUGAAGCGCUUGCUGGCAGAGUCACAGCAAAUGGUGGCCAGUCUGGAACUCUGCUCUGGAAAACCUCUAAACCAUUCCCAAAGCCCUCCAACACAACCCAGCUUAAGUCCAGUCCUGAGUUCCAGUUUACGCUGUGAUUCUCUAUGCAGCCUCAACGACAGUCGUAACAAUACAGAGACUCGUGAGCAGAUCCAGUCGCCCAAUAAAAACCAAGAAGAAAGACAAACAAGAAGGGAUGACUCCCAACUCCACAGCAUUGCCAGUUCACAGAAAACCAAGGAAUACGAUCAACAGAUCUGUGACUAGACGUAUUUGGACAUUAAAAGAGACCGACAUGGACAUUAACGGUUCUUCCUGUGGACGUAGCCAUUCCUUCAUAUUUCCAAUUCAUUUUAAUGUAAAUAAAAAGUUCUAAGGCAACUAAAGAGUGAUGGCUACAAAUAUGUUGACUAGAGAAUUCUAAACUUUUGUGAUGAUUGACAUUUUAAAAAAACCUGGAGAACUAUUAUACUUCUUAAAAACUUGGAAAAAACAUUAAACAUGGUGCUUUGUCCUGUGGACCAGCUACCCAUUAAGUGUCAAAACUAUCAAGUACCCAUUUAUAAACUGUGAAACCUGUCCUACAAGAUGGCUUGGAUUGUGCACCUUGUUUCGUCAUUCCUGUCGCAUUGUAAUCAGACCUGUUUUUCACAAGGAUGAAUUCCCCUGUGUAGGUUUUGACUAUUUCACACUGGAGGAACAAAUGCUUUUCACUUGUGUCUGCAUGAGGUGGACUAUUUAAAUCGACCUCUUCGGAUAUUUUAAAACAUCAGUUUACGUUUAACCCUCUCAGGGAAUUGGGAACAAGAGUGAAGGUAUUUUUUUCUAAAAAUAAUUUUGUAUAUGCAUUAAGUUUGCAUUAAAUUUCAUAUUCUGUGUUCAAAAUUGGUAUAACAUCAUACCUAAUUUUUAUAUUAAAAAAACAUGGCUGUAAAAUAUAUGACUGCUUUUGUUUACAUGAUGAUUAUGAUGAUAAGUCAUUUUAGGGGGGAAAUGUAAAGUAGUUGCUCUUGAAUGAUAAAGGAGACUGAUUUAA